AUGGCCUGUCAGUCCGUCCGCUUCGCCAGGCCCUCCUCCAUUCUGGGCGUCGACGGCUUUCUGAUCGGUGGCACCUGCGAGAAGUGCGUGGACGACUGCCAGGAGUGCGUCACGCACGAGAAGUGCUUGGUGUGCGCGAACACCAAGCUCCUGCUGAACGGCACCUGCUUGUCUUCCUGCCCGGACGGCUACUACCCCAAGGUGGGCAAGAACGGCCUCGGCGGCAGUUGCGAGAUUUGCGCGGACGGCGCUCUUCUGUGCAGCCCCGGCCUCAAGGGUGGCGAAGUGGUCUCCACCCCCGUGCAGUGCGAGGAGGGCUACGAUCUGAAGAAAGGAGAGUGCAAGAACCCCUGCACCGCGGGAACCUUCAAGGACGCAAAGACGGGCAAAUGCACGGACUGCCCCGACACCUGCCGCGAGUGCGUGAAUGCCACCAAGUGUACGUCCUGUAAGACUGGGAGCUUCCUUGACAUGACCGAGCUGCCGGCAAAGAGCCCUUGCGUCAGCACAUGCCCCGACAGCUACUACGGCAAGAAAGACACCGGGCUCUGUGCGGAGUGCUCCCUCUCCUGCGGGAAGUGCGCUCGCUUUGACACCUGCACAGAGUGCAAGGACGCGCGGUACUUGGCGCCGGUGACCAAGAAGGGUGCCAUCACCUGUGGUGACGACUGCCCGAACGGGUACUACAUCAACGGCACGAAUCUCACUGCGCGGAACUGCGUUCAGUGCGGGAACAACUGCAACGUUUGCCUGUCGGCCAGCCAGUGCGGAGAGUGCGCGAAUGGCAAGUAUUUGAUCCCGGACGGCUGGUGCGAGGAGGGGUGCCCGGAUGGGUACUACCCCAAAGGCCGCGGCAAGACAGGCCGCACCUGCGAGAUCUGCCCCGGGGACUUCUUCAACUGCAUCAGCCCCAAGCUGGGCACGGAGUGCCGCAACCGGAAGUACCUCACAGCGCAGGGCACCUGUGAGAGCAGCUGCCCAGUGGGCACCUACCAUGCCGGCACAGGCACCCACCGAUGA
Molecule: messenger RNA, 1020 nt
Organism: Effrenium voratum
Lineage: Eukaryota; Dinophyceae; Suessiales; Symbiodiniaceae
Source: the annotation of a GenBank genome assembly